GGCCACGGGCGGCAGGCGGCGGGUGGGGCCGGAGGCGGCGGGAGUCCCGGCCGCGAGCCGUGCACCUGAGAGCCGACGCCCGUGUCCCCGAAGCUGCACCCGCUGCUGUCCCCGCCGCCAUGAACCGCUUCAAGGUGUCCAAGUUCCGGCACACGGAGGCUCGGCCGCCCCGCCGCGAGGCCUGGAUCAAUGACAUUCGAGCAGGCACUGCCCCCUCAUGUGGGAACCAUAUCAAAGCCAGCUGCAGCUUAAUUGCAUUCAACUCUGACCGUCCAGGUGUACUGGGCAUCGUGCCUCUGGAAAGCCAGGGAGAGGACAAGAGACAGGUGACCCACCUGGGCUGCCAUUCAGACCUGGUCACGGACUUGGACUUCUCCCCCUUCGAUGACUUCCUCCUGGCCACGGCCUCAGCCGACAGGACGGUGAAACUGUGGCGACUGCCGGCGUCUGGCCAGGCACUGCCCUCGGGGCCCGGGCUGCUGCUGGGCCCCGAGGACGCCCAGGUGGAGGUGCUGCAGUUCCACCCCACCGCCGACGGCGUCCUGCUGAGCGCGGCGGGCAGGGCCGCGAAGGUCUGGGACGCCACCAAGCAGCAGCCCCUCACAGAGCUGGCGACCCACGGGGACCUGGUGCAGGGUGCCGCCUGGAGCCGGGACGGAGCCCUGCUGGGCACGACAUGCAAGGACAAGCAGCUGCGGAUCUUCGACCCCAGAGCAAAGCCCGAGGCUGCCCAGAGCACAUCAGCCCAUGAGAACAGCAGGGACAGCCGGCUGGUGUGGACGGGCACCCAGGAGCACCUCGUGUCCACUGGCUUCAACCAGAUGCGAGAGCGUGAAGUCAAGCUCUGGGACACCCGGCUCUUCUCCGCUGCCCUCACCUCGCUCACCCUGGACACCUCUCCCAGGUCUCUGAUGCCCCUGCUGGACCCAGACUCGGGGCUCCUGGUCCUGGCAGGAAAGGGAGAGAACCAGCUCUACUGCUAUGAGGCGGCCCCCCAGCAGCCAGCACUGAGCCCGGUGACCCAGUGCCUCCUGGAGAGCGUGCUGCGGGGGGCGGCCCUCGUGCCCCGGCGGGCGCUGGCCGUCAUGGGCUGCGAGGUGCUGCGAGUCCUGCAGCUGAGCGACACGGCCAUCGUGCCCAUCAGCUACCACGUACCCCGCAAGACCGUGGAGUUCCACGAAGACCUGUUCCCGGACACCGCAGGCUGUGUGCCCGCCUCCGACUCCCACGCCUGGUGGGCGGGGAGCAACCAGCAGGUGCAGAGGGUCAGCCUGCACCCCGCCCGCCGGGCCCACCCCAGCUUCACUUCCUGCCUGGCACCCCCUGCAGAGCUCACCCCUGCCACGGCCCAGCCCGUGGGGACGCCUGUGGGUGACGCAGACCCCAGCGAGGGCUUCUCCUCCACACCCAGCUCGCUGACCUCGCCCUCCACGCCCUCCAGCCUGGGGCCCUCGCUCACCAGCACCAGCGGCAUCGGCACCAGCCCCAGCCAGCGGUCCCUGCAGAGCCUGCUGGGCCCCAGUUCCAAGUUCCGGCACGCUCAGGGCAACGUCCUGCACCGAGACAGCCACAUCACCAACCUCAAGGGGCUCAACCUCACGACGCCCGGCGAGAGUGACGGCUUCUGCGCCAACCAGCUGCGUGUGGCUGUGCCCCUGCUCAGCAGCGGGGGGCAGGUGGCCGUGCUGGAGCUGCGGAAGCCUGGCCGUCUGCCCGACACUGCACUGCCCACGCUGCAGAAUGGGGUGGCUGUGACCGAUCUGGCCUGGGAUCCCUUUGACCCCCACCGCCUCGCCGUGGCUGGGGAGGACGCCAGGAUCCGGCUGUGGCGGGUGCCCCCCAAGGGCCUGCAGGAGGUGCUCACUAUGCCCGAGGCCGUACUCACAGGUCACACCGAGAAGAUCUAUUCUCUGCGCUUCCACCCUCUGGCGGCUGAUGUACUGGCCUCCUCCUCCUACGAUCUCACUGUUCGGAUUUGGGACCUCAAGGUUGGAGCUGAGCGGCUGAGGCUACAGGGCCACCGGGAUCAGAUCUUUGGCCUGGCCUGGAGCCCCAAUGGGCAGCAGCUGGCCACUGUCUGCAAAGACGGGCGCUUGCGGAUCUACGAGCCCCGGGGUAGCCCUGAGCCCCUGCAGGAAGGCCCAGGGCCUGAGGGGGCCCGUGGAGCCCGCGUUGUGUGGGUGUGUGACGGUCACUAUCUCUUGGUGUCAGGCUUUGACAGCCGAAGCGAGCGCCAGCUCCUUCUGUACUCAGCCAAGGCCCUGGCUGGUGGCCCCUCCGCAGUGCUGGGGCUGGACGUGGCUCCCUCAACCCUGCUGCCCAGCUAUGACCCAGACACUGGCCUGGUGCUGCUCACCGGCAAGGGCGAUACCCGUGUGUUCCUGUACGAGCUGCUCCCCGAGGCCCCCUUCUUCCUGGAGUGCAACAGCUUCACAUCGCCCGAUCCCCACAAGGGAUUCAUCCUCCUGCCCAAGACAGAGUGUGAUGUGCGGGAGGUGGAGUUUGCCCGAUGCCUGCGACUUCGCCAGAGCUCCCUGGAGCCUGUCGCCUUCCGGCUGCCCCGAGUCAGGAAAGAAUUCUUCCAGGACGACGUGUUCCCCGACACCGCCGUGAGCUGGGAGCCGGCACUCAGUGCUGAGGCCUGGCUGGGAGGUGCUAAUGGGACGCCUCGGCUUCUCAGCCUGCAGCCCCCCGGCAUGACCCCAGCUGCUGAGUGCCAUGGUGGCAAAGCUGGGGAACCGGGAGGACCCGCUCCCACAGGACUCCUUCGAAGGCGUGGACGAGGACGAGUGGGACUAGCCUGUGCACCAGCCGCCUCUAGCCUCGCCCUCCACUGCCGCCUCCAGGAAAGCCUGGUGCCCCCACGCACCUCACGUCUCUCCCUCAAACUGGAAGCCACCUCCUGGCCCUGGCACACCUCAUUCCAGAAGCCCCAUCUGUCAGUUGACUCAAACUUCCUUUGAGUGUUGGGCAUUUCCACAGCCUCUGGGCCCUGCUGCAGUCUCCAUGGAUUGUCCGCAUCUCUGCUCUUUCUGGGACUGGGCACUUCUCCUCACUGCCUGCUAGCAUGUGGAGCCAGGGGCAUAGGGGUGGGGUGGAGUGAGAGCUCAGGGGCAUGUCCCUGGGCAGGCGCUAGGCUCCCUGUCCCCCCUUCCUCUGACCUGGGCUGGUCCCAGCUUGGGCUGGCUUCGCUCAGCACCUUCAGUUAUCACAUGCCGUCCCAUCUUGCCUGCUGCCCCAGUUCCAGUCAAGGGUCUAGGGGGCUGGCCCCCCCACCUGGCCAUUUGGAGCAGCUCCAGCCUCAGGGGCCUGGGAUCAGUCACCCUGCUCCCCAAACUUGAAGCCAGAAGAAAUGGGUGUCACAGAGCUAAUAGCCCAAUUAAAGGGGGUGUGAGCCCCGCAGGGACUGGCCUGCACGUGUCCUGGAUGUUUUCAACAAUUAAACUUUUCUAAGCUGGC
Bubalus bubalis (water buffalo) is the source of this 3459-nucleotide messenger RNA. Its product is annotated as coronin-7. Bases 120 to 2963 code for a protein of 947 amino acids. The record is from RefSeq and is a predicted model, not a curated record. The transcript has 27 exons. NCBI's taxonomy places the organism in Eukaryota, Metazoa, Chordata, Mammalia, Artiodactyla, Bovidae. Gene Ontology annotation, molecular function: protein binding.